Molecule: messenger RNA, 1011 nt
Organism: Talaromyces proteolyticus
Lineage: Eukaryota; Fungi; Ascomycota; Eurotiomycetes; Eurotiales; Trichocomaceae
Exons: 1
Coding region: 1-1011 (336 amino acids)
Source: RefSeq, a predicted model, not a curated record
AUGGCCCCAUCGUCUGCUACCAUUACCUUUAAUCUUCCUGGUCUGGAAUAUUCCUUUCGGGCAAAGCUGCUCGCGGACGAGAACCCCGAUGUCGUUCAGCAGGUCCUGGUCCAGCUCCCCCUUAAGAGCGUCCUUGGCCACGUUGUGAUCGCGGGCGAGACCUUUUGGGCCCCUACCCGGAUCGUGCACCUGGGCCGCAACCACAUGGUCCUGCGGCAUUUGGGUGCAGUGUAUCUCAAUGCACGAGGUCAGUCUAUCUGCAUCACCUACGGCACGAUCACCGAGAGCGCCAAGAUCAACAAGUUCGCCGAGGUGUUUGAGGAGGAUCUGCCCAAGCUAAAGGAAAUCGGGAAACUCGUAUACCAGCAGACCGUUACGCAGCCCCGCCACACACUCAUGGAAGUGCACAUCUCGAGCGAGAUUUGCUCACACCUCAAGCCCCCUGAAAACCAACCGGUGGCAGCACUGCCCCCCUCGCCAAAAGGUCACUGGCUAGCGGUCAAAUCCAUAAUAGAAGAGGAGAUCGAUCGAGUCUGGCUUAAGGAGCCGGCGGAGAUCCAAAAAAUCCGUUGGGGAGUGAUUGAUAGCGGCGCGGGCAGUGGCGGUCAGUACUUCACGGUUUUGGUCCACCUGGAAGCGUAUCUCAUGGUCGUGGGUGGAGAUGUGAUGAGCCGCUUCCUAAAAAUUGCCCAGUAUGAGGAGACCCAGCUGCCGACUCUGAAUCGCAUCACGAAGGAGUUCCUCGUUGAGAACUUUGACCUAUUUGAGUUCAUGGCGGACUUAGGGCUGGAAAAUAUGUCCAAAAUAGGCCAGUUGUAUUCGAAUGCGCUGGAAACAUUGGCUACGAAGGAGGAAUACAUACAGCUGACCAGUGCGAUGCUCACAUAUGUCAAUCGGAUGCAUCGCUGGACAUACUUUAUCUUUCCACGGCACCUUGGAGCUGCAUUUCCGAAACGCACGCCGGCUGAAGUCCGUUCUUUUUCCAACAUUGUCACCGCUGGUCUUAAUUAA